Clunio marinus is the source of this 198-nucleotide messenger RNA. Lineage: Eukaryota; Metazoa; Arthropoda; Insecta; Diptera; Chironomidae. The record is from the annotation of a GenBank genome assembly.
AUGGAAUUCGCUCAAUUAACCUCAAAAGCUUAUCGCAACCUGCGCACGCAAAUUUCUUUUUUAAAGAGCAGAAGCGGAAACACGACUUCAAUUGCCAUAAACUGGAUCAUAAACUCUCAAACUCGAAUGAUGUUCUGUUCUCAAGUUUAUAAAUUGAACACUAAAUUCAGACAUAAAGCUACUGAAGUCUUCAUGUGA